AUGUAUAGAGUUUACAAGAGUAGACCAAAAAGGCCCAAGUGUAGCAACUCAAUUGAGGAGAAAAAAGGGAGGAAAGAACAAUGCUGUUUGGUUCCAGUAACCCCGGCAAAGCCUCGUCCAGGAAGGUCAGGGACAAAGAAAGUUUAUGAAAGGCGGUCGAGAAAGAAGCUUGCUACACUAGAAAAGGACUGUGACUUGCUAUCUGGGAGUUCUUUAGCUAUGAACUGUUCAAAUGAAAUGAAAACUCUAAUGGAUUGUGACAAACCAUCUGCAAGCUGUGCUACCAUGAUUUCUUCAGAUGAAAGCAUUGUUCUAUUUACUUCUUGUGUGGCAUUGACAGGCAAAGGAAAGGAGCAAAGUUCUGACAGAACAGAAAGCAUAAGUGUAAGUUUGGGUUCUGUAGUUAUAACAGAUUUGAACAUGAGCUUGGAUUCUAGAUGCAUGAUAAAUUUGAAUGCUAGAGAGGAAAAGGAACAGGUUUGUGUUCCAGGCUUGAUAGAAUUGAAUAUAAGCAAAGAGCGCAGUUCAGAUGGAACCGCAGGCUGCUGCUUGGAGUCUACAGGCUUUACAUCCACAAGCAAGGAAAAGGAACACAGUUUUGAUGGAAUAGAAAGGGCAUGUCAGGGUUCUGCAGGCUUGAUAGAUUUGAAUAAAAGAAUUUAUAGCUUGGAAAAUGUUGAUGGUUCUAAUGAGCAAGUAAUGCAGACUCAUGAGGGUGAAUCCACAUGUUUAGUUUCUGAUACAGUGAUUGAAUGUACUGAAUGUUUAGAUAUCUUGGGCUUCAAAGGUCUUAAUGAUUGGGAUUCAGUAUUGAGUUCUAUUCCUUUCAUAGAACUAAGUUUGUCCGAAUCUAAAGACUCUCAGUCAUAUGUAUAUGCACAUACAAUUUCACAAGGGUCUGCAACAGACGAAAACUUUAAAUUAAAUCACAAUUUCAAGAAGUCUGAACAUAGACCGAAAAGGAAGAAAUAUAGACCUAAAGUUGUAAUUGAUGGGAAAGCAAACACACCAAAGCUUGCAACUCCAAAGCAAGAAAAAGAGACAAAGUUUGCAAUUUUAAAGCAAAACAAAAAAAGGAAAUCAAAGAUUGCAGCUCCAAAGCAAAUUAAUGAGAAAGUAAGGAAGGAGGUCAUACCUCAGCCAUUGGAUCUGUCUGAAAUUGAAACCAAAGCACCUGUUGCGAGGGCUUUGGAUUUUCAUUUGGAAAGUCUACAUGCUACUGUGGAUUUCGCUUGUCCUAAAAAGAAAAGAAGAUCAAGAAGAAGAAGAAAAUUGAAUUGGUUCGAUUUCAUUAUUAUGAAUAUGAACAAAAAUGGCAAGAAGAGUAAGAAAAGACUUUUUACUGUUAAUUGGUGUGGGAAAAAAAGAAGGUUACAAAAGAAGAGGCCACAAAAGGUAAGACUUAGAAUCACUUCAACUCCAGUAACUGAUGUGCAAGCAAAAAUUGAUGUUUCAUGUAGUGAAAAUAAUGGAUUUGAAGUUGAAGUUAGGGUCAAGAGUUUAACAGAGAUGGAAACCCCAGCUUUAAUAGAUGGUACAUGCAAAAGCAUAACUGAGUCAAACAUAUCAGAAUUUCAAAAAGUUACAGGCAAAAGAAAACGUAAAGAACAACCAUCAGAUGUCACAAAAGGUCGAAGCGGAUUUUUAAGUAAAAAGAAUAUUCAUUUUAUUAUUCGGAAAUUGCAGUCUUUGCAUAUCAGUGACAAAUAUACACUGGUUCCAUAUAAAGUGCCAUUGUUGAAAAUAAUGCCAAAAGUUGAUUUAGAUGCUGAGACAGUGAGAGUUUGGAAUUUACUGAUGCAUACAGAGCAUGAUAGGAUUGAAGAAAAAGUAAAUGAAGAAAAUGAGAAAUGGUGGGAAAAAGAAAGAGAACUUUUUGUUGGACGGGUAUCUUCAUUUAUUAGCUGUAUGCAUCAAAUACAAGGGGAUAGAGGCUUCAGAAAAUGGAAAGGUUCAGUUCUGGAUUCGGUGAUUGGAGUUUUCUUAACACAGAACGCAUCGGACCACUUUUCAAGUAAUGCUUUUAUGGCACUAGCUGCAAAGUUUCCUCCUCCGCCAACAAAUCAGAAUAGUGCAUGUGAUCAAGAGUCAAUUGGAAGUAACAUGACAGCAAUCCAGACAGAAUUUGAUGAAGAAGGUAAUAAAUAUUUUGUUAAUGAACCAGAAUCGGAAAGAAAUAAAGAAUUUGGGAAAGAAUUGGACUUGAUUGGUGGGAUAGAGGAAACAUGUUCCAUGCAGAUUGAAGACCUAAAUAUAACCAACUGUUGUGUAUCCCAUGGAUUAACACAAGAAGCUGAGAUGGAAAAACCUUUUGAAUCUAGUCACUGUUACCAGUCUCAAAAUAUGCCAAUUGAUACAACUACCAUUAGCAAGAGGGUUAGAGGGAAAAUACCAAAAGCAAAGGAACAUGGUUUUGACAAGAAAAGAAAAUCUAAUUCAAGGGAAAAGAAGAAGAAUGCCAGUGUUCCGGAUAGUUAUUGGGAGACUUUAAGGAUAAGAUAUUCCACUGGGCAAAGAAGUAAUGAUCAAAUGGAUUCCGUGGACUGGGAUGCGGUUAGGCUUGCAGACCUUAACGAAGUAGCAGGUGUCAUUCAAUUACGUGGGCAGCAGAUCUUACUUGCAACAAGAAUUCAAAAUUUCCUUAACCGAUUGAUUAGAAUACAUAAAUGUCUUGAUCUUGAAUGGCUACGAAACACCCCACCUGAUCAAGCAAAGGCGUACCUAUUGGAAGUAGAAGGAUUAGGGUUGAAGAGUGUGGAGUGCAUACGUCUUUUAUCAUUAAGACAUGCUGCUUUCCCAGUUGACACAAAUGUUGGCCGUAUAGCAGUACGUUUAGGAUGGGUACCUCUUCAAGAACUACCUGAUGAACUUAAAAUUCAUCUGCUUGAAUUGUAUCCUAUCCAGAAUUCUAUACAAAUAUAUUUAUGGCCAAGACUUUGCACCUUUCAACAGGAAUUACUGUAUGAGCUUCAUUAUCAGAUGAUAACCUUCGGAAAGGUUUUUUGUACCAAAAAAAAUCCAAAUUGUAACGAAUGUCCAAUGAGGGGAGACUGCAGUCAUUUUGCAAGUCAAUAUGGAAGUGAAAGAUAUAUAACAAACGCAAUAAUCAGGUGGCUUUGUUGUUUACAUAUCAAAACUGUUGAAUGCAGAAAGAAUGCCCUGCCAGGCCCAUCUGAUAAAAUAAAAGCCAGUUCAGCCGCAAUUUUCAACCCCCUGACGUCAGCUUCUUCAUCAGAGCCUAUACCACUUUUGGGUUCGGGACACCAAAUCAAGAUUUGUGAGCCUAUCAUUGAAGAACCUUUUGAACCACCAGCAAAACUUGAACCUCCGAAGUCCCAGGAACCUGAGAGUGUAUGCGGUGAUUCUGAAGGAAUUCCUAUUAUCAAACUAAAUCGAGAUUUUAGGACAACUUUAUGCAGCCAGAGCAAUAUCAUUUGUGAUGGUGAGAGUUCAAAAGCAUUAGUUGCUUUGACUUCACAUGCAGCUUCAAUCCCUGCCCUCAAAUUGAGGCGUCUCAGCCGAUUAAGAUCAGAGCAUUUAGUUUAUGAACUUCCACGGAACCACGUUCUUCUACAAGGGCUAGAACAAACAGAAUCUGAUAAAGAUGUGCAAUACCACGUUGCUAUAUGGACAUCAGGUGAAACUGCAGAUUCAUUGGAGCCGCCAAAGAAAAGUUGCAAUUCUACAGAGUUUGAACUUUGCAAUGAACAAAUAUGUUUUUCAUGCAACAAUAUUCGGGAACAGAAUGACAAUAUAGUCCGUGGCACUAUUUUGAUACCUUAUCGUGUAGCCAAUAGGAGUAGCUUUCCACUGAAUGGAACAUACUUUCAAUCCAAUGAGGUAUUUGCUGACCAUGAAACUAGUCUUCGGCCCAUUAACAUUCCAAGGGAUUUGAUAUAUAACCUUCCAACCAGAAUCGCAUACUUUGGAUCCUCAAUAUCAACAAUUCUUAGAGGUGUAUCAACGGAAGAUAUUCGGAGAUGCUUUUGGGCAGGUAUUGUCUGUGUUAGAGGAUUCGAGAGAAGUACACGAACUCCUAGACCACUUGUAAAGAGAUUCUACUGCCCAGCAAGUAAGAGGGAGAAAGUGAAAAGAGAACCGAGUGCCAUACUUAGGAAGCCAAAAAAUAGUGGCAAAAAUAUACCCAACAAGUUGCUUUCACAAGUUCUUUUCCAAUAUAAUAACCAUCGAUAUUCAAAAGAGAGAUACCUACAAUGA
This is a messenger RNA of Durio zibethinus, 4218 nucleotides long. Lineage: Eukaryota; Viridiplantae; Streptophyta; Magnoliopsida; Malvales; Malvaceae. The record is from RefSeq and is a predicted model, not a curated record.